Messenger RNA from Sipha flava (yellow sugarcane aphid), 1766 nucleotides. Its product is annotated as graves disease carrier protein-like. The coding region runs from base 718 to 1692 and encodes 324 amino acids. The transcript is spliced from 7 exons. NCBI's taxonomy places the organism in Eukaryota, Metazoa, Arthropoda, Insecta, Hemiptera, Aphididae. The record is from RefSeq and is a predicted model, not a curated record. Gene Ontology annotation, cellular component: mitochondrial inner membrane. Gene Ontology annotation, biological process: transmembrane transport.
UCAUCCAUCCGUUCACUUGGUGGUGAAUGUAUUUUGUAUUUAAAUAUUUUGUGAAUAUCUAAUUGAUAUAGUGUACUACUUAUACAAAUGUGACUUUUAAUGAGAUACACGGUGAAAAACGUUGGCGAAAAAGCACCUAUUUAAAAGUCGUGUUAAUGCACAGAACAUUACAGUGAAACUUUCAUCCAACCAGUUGCCGCCGUUUUCGGUUUUAGUUCCGUUACACGGAUUCGGUCCGUGGUCACUAUACCACACGUCACUGAUUUCAUACACCAGGAACAGUGCCCGUCACCGUACGGACUACAUCAAUUGUGUCGCGCAAUAAAUACUAACAACCGAUUUCGUUCAGCGAUAGGCGGACGUCGAACGUACAUCGUUGUAUUUUCCCCUUCCCACGGAAGCUUUAAUAAUAAUAAUAAUAAUAAUCUUAUAUAAUUGCGCGCGUAUUUACAUAGACAUUUUAAACGGUGUAUCCUCCUCGACUGAACUGUCGUCUCGCCGCCUUGUGAAAGUCAUUUCUCAAGGUUCGCCACACCGGUAUACCUACCGUUGGAAUUCCAAUACCGUAACCCAGUGUGAUGUUUGCGUAUGUGUACAUACUACAACAUGGUUCUCAAUAACUGACAGUACGUGAUGGUUCUUUAAGUGGCGCGUAUCGCGGUUGUUGUUGUUCUAUCGGUGAUUUUUCGAAUAUACCCAGCAGUCUGUCGUGUAGUCAUGGCUUUAGCAUCCGAAAAUAAAGAAAUGAUUGUGUUAGAAGCGCAGAAAAAAGAUUUCACCUAUGUGAUGAAGUCCUUGUUCGCCGGAGGUGUUGCUGGUAUGUGCUCAAAAACUACUGUUGCUCCUUUGGAUCGAAUAAAAAUAUUAUUACAAGCUCACAAUAAGCAUUACACUAAUUUCGGUGUAUUUAAUGGCCUUGCUGAAAUUGUUAAACAUGAGAGUUUUAUAGCAUUGUAUAAAGGUAACGGUGCCCAAAUGGUGAGAGUGUUCCCAUAUGCAGCUAUUCAAUUCACUUCAUUUGAAUUCUAUAAAACACUAUUGGGAUCCAUUUUAGGUAAUAGUUCUCAUGUUGGAAAGUUUAUAGCUGGUUCAUCAGCAGGUGUCACAGCAGUUACUAUCACAUAUCCUCUAGAUACAAUUAGAGCACGAUUAGCAUUUCAAGUAACUGGUGAACAUGUUUACAAUGGAAUCAUACAUACAGCUAAAUGUAUUAUCCAAAAUGAAGGAGGAGUAAAAGCUCUAUAUCGAGGUUUUGUUCCUACAUUAUGUGGUAUGGUCCCAUAUGCAGGAUUGACAUUCUUCUGUUUUGAAUUUAUUAAAAAAUUUUGCUUGAGAACUUUACCAAUGCUUAGUAAACAGUCUGAUAAAGAUUCUGGUGGUGCUAUACUUACUGUACCAGCAAAAUUGCUUUGUGGUGGAAUGUCUGGUGCACUUGCCCAAUGUGUUUCAUAUCCAUUAGAUGUCACUAGGAGAAGAAUGCAAUUAGCUAGUAUGGAUCAAACCAAUUCCAAAUAUGGACAUGGUAUGAUCAAAACCUUAGUGACUGUUUAUCGUACUAAUGGUAUUACAAAUGGAUUAUACAGAGGAAUGAGCAUAAAUUUCAUUAGAGCUGUACCUAUGGUGGCUGUUUCAUUUUCUACUUAUGAAUUAAUGAAACAAACUCUAAAUUUGGAUACUGGAGUUGAUUCCUAAUGAGAUUUUAUUUUGAUAAAUGGAUCUGUUUAGAUUAAUAUUUUUUAUUGGUUAAAAAUAUUUAUUAUGUUAUG